Molecule: messenger RNA, 1845 nt
Organism: Vigna umbellata (rice bean)
Lineage: Eukaryota; Viridiplantae; Streptophyta; Magnoliopsida; Fabales; Fabaceae
Source: RefSeq, a predicted model, not a curated record
UUGUGGAACCAGUGAACCCUGAUAGACAAAUGAAGAAGAUUUUGAAAAAGAUAGAGAAGAAAUCAAAUGACUCAAAAUGUAGUUAUCCAGAGAACUAUACCACAUUAUGUGAAUUCAUUGCUGGAUUCAAAAGUCUUGGUGCUCGAACUGACAACUUUUUUACUGAAAGAAAUCAGCAAGAUUCAGAAAACCCACCAAUUAAGGAGCGUAAAAUCGUAUCUGAAACUGCUGGGGAUGGAUUUUUUCCACCAAAUUAUGAAACCAGUCAACAAUUUCUGAGGUCUGCGUAUGUACAUACUCUUGGGCUCACAGGAGUAGGAUUAAUGGAAAUAAGAAAUAUGAAAAGGAGACACGAAUGGAGUGGUCAACUAUUGAAGGCACUGUUGAAAAGACCUUAUGAAGCAUUCACAGGAGAGGGGGGUGUUCCAGAUAUUCCAGUUGAUGAAGAAAUGUAUAAUGUUUUUAACCAACUUAAACCAGGUAUGACAGGUGAAUCAAGCAAAUUGCCAUGGCUGAACGAAGAAGGAGAAGAAGAAGAAAAAGAAGAAGAAGAUGAAGAAGAAGAAGAAGAAGAAGAAACGGAAAAAGAAGAAGUAGUAAAAGAAAAGGAAGAAGAAGAGGACAAGCAAAAACAAUCUUCAAGGGCAAGUGACAGUAUUGACAAAACGGAGACAGCAUUCCUGGUUGCGGCAAGAAAUGGCAUAAUUGAAAUGGUGAAUGAACUUUUAGAGCGAAUUCCAAGUGUGAUCCAUAACUUGAAUGCAAACAAAGAGAAUGUGCUGCUGAUGGCAGUGAUGAACAGGCAACCCUAUGUUAUUGAGAAUUUGAAAAUGAAAGUAAAAGGAGAAGUUUGGAAUAAUUUAACUCUGGUAAUAGAUAAAAAUGAGAGGACCAUAUUGCACUGGGCAGCAGAUGCUCCAGGAGGCGACAAGCAUACAAAGAUAGCUGGUUCUGCCUUGCAAAUGAUGUGGGAUAUAAAGUGGUUUCAGUAUAUUAAAAGCCUCGUGCCAGAACACUUUUACUUAAGUAGCGACACAGAGGGCAAAACUGCAGGGCAAAUAUUUGAGGAUGAACACAAAGAUCUCAUAGAGAAAAGUAGCGAUUGGCUGAAGGAAACAUCUGAAUCUUGCUCUGUUGUGGCUGCACUUGUUGCUGGUGUUUCCUUUGCUACGGCCAGCUCCAUUCCCGGUGGCACCGACGAUGAAGGUAGGCCUCAUUUAGAAGGCGAACCUGCAUUCGAUGUAUUUGCCGUUUCUUCACUUGUUGGACUUUGCACCUCUGUCACUGGGCUCAUAAUGUUCCUUACAAUCCUCACUUCUCGAAAGCAAUCCAAAGAUUUUCGAAGAAAUUUGCCAUUCAAACUUCUUCUAGGCCUCAGUUCUCUUUUUGUAUCCAUUGCUGCAAUGUUUGUCUCUUUCUGCUCCGGUCAUUACUUUCUGCUCAGUCACAGAUACAAGUCGGUUCUAUACCCCAUUUAUGCAGCCACUGUUUUUCCAGUCAUGUUCUAUGCCGUGGCGCAGUUUCCACUAUACUUUGAUCUUAUAAUAGCCAUUUUAUCUAAGGUGCCAUGGGAUGCUGGUAGAGGAGACAACCUAUAGCCCCUAAGCUACUACAUGUCAUUGUUUGUUCUGUACUGAUUUAUCAUUCAUGCAGCCAUUCAAAUCAAUUUCCCUUUUUCAGUCAAGUUUUGUGUUGUCUGUGAUUUUGAGCUUGUUUUCUUGGUGUGAAUAAUCAUGUAUUUUUUUGAGCUAUGAAAAAUAGCAUUUGAAUUGUAGCAAUGUUGUGUUGGUUGCUUGUAAAGUUACGAUUCAAGAGAUUUAAUUUAGGUUUAUAAUAUUCUCUUAA